This is a messenger RNA of Jaculus jaculus (lesser Egyptian jerboa), 838 nucleotides long. It is a transcript of the gene Cdkn3, whose product is annotated as cyclin dependent kinase inhibitor 3. Bases 64 to 702 code for a protein of 212 amino acids. Gene Ontology annotation, molecular function: protein tyrosine phosphatase activity. Lineage: Eukaryota; Metazoa; Chordata; Mammalia; Rodentia; Dipodidae. Gene Ontology annotation, biological process: protein dephosphorylation. Gene Ontology annotation, cellular component: nucleus. The transcript has 8 exons. The record is from RefSeq and is a predicted model, not a curated record.
CGGGCUGAGGCGCUGGGGGCUGCGAAGGGAGGCGGCGCUGGUGUCUGCGUGCGGCGGCCUGCGAUGAAGCCGCCUAUUUCAAUUCAAGCAAGUGAGUUUGAUUCCUCAGACGAAGAGCCUAUUGAAGAUGAACAAACUCCAAUUCAGAUUUCAUGGCUACCUCUGUCACGAGUGAAUUGUUCUCAGUUUCUUGGUUUAUGUGCUCUUCCAGGUUGUAAGUUUAAAGAUGUUAGAAGAAAUAUUCAAAAAGAUACUGAGGAACUAAAGAGCUAUGGGAUACAAGACGUAUUUGUUUUCUGCACCAGAGGGGAACUGUCAAAAUACAGAGUCCCAAACCUAUUGGACCUCUACCAACAGUAUGGAAUUGUCACUCAUCAUCAUCCAAUCCCAGAUGGAGGGACUCCUGACAUAGGCAGCUGCUGUGAAAUCAUGGAGGAGCUUGCCAUCUGCCUCAAAAACAACCGGAAAACCUUAAUCCACUGUUACGGAGGACUUGGGAGAUCUUGUCUUGUAGCCGCUUGUCUCCUCCUGUACCUAUGUGACACAAUGUCACCACAGCAAGCCAUAGACAGCCUGCGGGAUGUCAGGGGAUCCGGAGCUAUACAGACCAUCAAGCAAUAUAAUUACCUUCACGAGUUCCGGGACAAACUAGCUGCGUAUUUGUCAUCAAGAGAUUCACUCUCAAGAUCUGUGUCGAGAUAAGGAAUUCCAAAUACACGACCAUCUCUGAAGUUUUUAAAUUCUCUGGCUUCAUUUGUGCUCAAACAAAAUUACUAGUACUACCACCUUGAAUGUAAAUUUGUAUGUGCAGAUAUCCCUAAAGCUUUUAUUGACAAAA